AUGCGAAGGUUGCGAAGCAGCCACACCGCCGCCACACUGCCGCAUCACUGCUGCGGCCAGACUCAACGGCCGCCGAGUGGUGGUCUUCUCCGACAGCCAAGCCGCAUUGAAGGGUCUCCUGAAGCCAAAGAUGCUAUCCGGCCAAGUGUUUCUGCUGGGGACCCUCCGAAAGCUUCAGACACUGGCCGAUCAGGGAGUGGACGUGGAGUUCCGCUAGAUCCCCGCCCAUUCCGACAUCUAGGGGAACGAAACCGUCGACUAGAAGCCGCCACUACCACACAGAGGGGUUCCCUUAAAGAAGGAUACGACACCAAAUAUAACCAAUCAAUCUGGCUCGCCGCGGCGGAGAAGCGAUGA
Messenger RNA from Penicillium alfredii, 357 nucleotides. RefSeq lists its product as uncharacterized. NCBI's taxonomy places the organism in Eukaryota, Fungi, Ascomycota, Eurotiomycetes, Eurotiales, Aspergillaceae. The record is from RefSeq and is a predicted model, not a curated record. The transcript is spliced from 2 exons. The coding region runs from base 1 to 357 and encodes 118 amino acids.